Messenger RNA from Anisakis simplex (herring worm), 528 nucleotides. Lineage: Eukaryota; Metazoa; Nematoda; Chromadorea; Rhabditida; Anisakidae. The record is from the annotation of a GenBank genome assembly.
AUGUUCUAUGUAAUCGUCAUUUUUGUGGAGCAAUUGACGCAGAUAUGGCCAUUGUUAAUGUUGGCUAUAGUCACAGUGGUCACUUAUUUGGCCUCCGCACAGCAACUGAAACGUCGUCAGGUGCAAGCGGAACAGGCAGAAGAUUCAGCGGAUGUUGAUGAAUCCAAUAAGGUUGACUCAAAACGUCACUCGUCCAGACUGAACAGUUUGCCGUUGUUACCCGUAGAGUUACCGUCAUCAUCACAGUCCCCUCACCGUUCUCCUUUGCACGAUCGCUAUCGUCUUUCGCGUUUAUCACUGCCACUCAAUCGUCCUCCUCCACCUCCGUACGAACGUUUUCCACAUUUCCAAGCAAUUCCAUCACAUCCUCCUGUCAGUGUUAUCGAUUAUUCUGAUGGUCGCAAUUUAUUGAACAAGAAAGAGGCACCGCCAAGUGCGAUCAAAGAAUCUUCUGAGUCAUCGCAGACUAUCGACGAACAAGAUGGCGAUAAAGGUAAUAUGAGUAGUGCAUUUGAUAUGGCUAAUUGA